Anneissia japonica is the source of this 496-nucleotide messenger RNA. RefSeq lists its product as uncharacterized. The record is from RefSeq and is a predicted model, not a curated record. The annotation marks the transcript as partial. The transcript has a single exon. NCBI's taxonomy places the organism in Eukaryota, Metazoa, Echinodermata, Crinoidea, Comatulida, Comatulidae.
AUGAGACAUGAGCUAGCUCACAUAAAUAUUAGAGAAAAUGUUACUCCUGUGUAUGUUAAAGCCAGGUUGGUUCCAUAUGCUAACAAAUGCAAAGUUGAAAAUGAACUUAAAAAGGUAGAAGACAAUAAUGUAAUACAUAAAGUCAAAUACAGUGAUUGGGCAACUCCAAUUGUGGUAGUCCCAAAGUCUGAUGGCACAGUUAGAAUCUGUGGUGAUUAUAGUGUAACAAUCAAUAAGUUCAUUGAUGAUGAAGUGUAUAAUCUUCCAAGCUCAGCUCAGCAAAUCAUGUCUAACCUGUAUGCUGAAUUAGCUGGAAAACGUGUUUUUACUAAGCUAGAUUUGUCCCAUGCAUAUGCUCAACUAAAUUUAGAUGAACAGAGCAAAAGCUAUGUUACGAUAAACACGCAUAAAGGUCUUUACUCAUACAACAAAUUACCAUAUGGUGUAAAACCAGCUUCAAAGAUCUUUCAAGGCAAAAUUGAUAAGAUAUUGAACG